CUACGAAUUUGUUAAUGCAUCGAACCUUUUAUAAGCUGAUGCAAACCUAUUGAUUCGUCCAGUCGAGUAAUAAGGCUACAAGAUCAGAAUGCAGGGAAAAGUAGCUCUUUUAAUCGUGUUCGCCGUGCUAGGUGAUUCUUCAGCCGCCCCACAAAAAUCCGCCCCACUUGCAUUUCCCGGUCUUCACGAUGGAAGAAUCGUCGGAGGCAUUGAGGCGGAUCGUCACGAAUUUAAAUUCCUCGUCGACAUGCGCCGUGGUUCCCACUACUGCGCAGGAAGCAUAAUUACACCAGAAUGGGUCGUAACGGCAGCUCAUUGUUCUCAGAGUGCCCCCUCCGGAUACACCCUAGUCGCAGGAGAUCACAAUAUUAACCAGAUCGAUGGUGAAGAACAAACCAGACAAGUCGUUCAGAUCAUAAAUCACCCAAAUUAUAACAGACCUGGCUUCCUUCAAUAUGAGAAUGACAUCGCUUUAAUGAAGGUCUCCCCACCGUUCGAAUUUAACGAAUUUGUCCAACCCGUUGUCCUUCCAGAGUCUGGAUUCGUUCCGUCAUCUUUCGCCACGGUAACGGGAUGGGGUGCCACGUCUGAGGGUGGUGGUUCACCUGCCAGCUUGAUGAAGGUCGAGGUUCCCUACGUUAAUGACACCACGUGCAACAUUAAUUACAGCGGAGGUAUCGCCGACUCGAUGGUUUGUUAUGGAGAAGGUGGAAAGGACUCGUGUCAGGGAGAUUCUGGAGGCCCCCUUGUCUGUGGGGAUGAUCAGACUUUGUGCGGAGUCGUGUCUUGGGGACAAGGAUGCGCCCGCCCAGGCUUCCCGGGUGUUUACACAGAAGCGUCAUACUUCACGGAAUGGAUCCGAGGGUCCACUGUCCCCAUAGAUGAGGAUCCAACUCCGGUGGAAACCGUCACGACGUGCGGCGGACGGAUUGAGGCGUCCUCUGCCAACAUCAACUUCCAAGUGGGUGGAUCCAUUCGGGCUGAUCAGCGAUGCGUGUGGACGGUAAAGGCGCCAUAUGACUCGCUCCGGUUCCGACUGGCUUCUUCCGGUCUUUCCGAAGGAGAUGGUAUCUACCUGACGAACUUUGCAAAUUCUGUGCCGGGGUCACAGCAAAGAGUCUCUAGCAUUGGUCAAAACUACACCGUUUCCGCCGGCCUGGUCAUCGUUACUCUUGCCGUUGGGAACGCGCCCACCCGUGGAUUCAGUCUACAAUUCUUUUCCAGCGGGUUCGCCGACGCGACGCCCGACUUUUCUGGAUUUAUGCAGACGAGCGGAGAAACUGGGAACCACACGUAUCCAAAUCAUGGCGGUGAUUAUGCCAACGGCGAGAAUGCCCUGUUCAUCAUCGCUCCAGCCACGCCGAAACAGAGAUUCAUAUCUUUCAGAGAGUUUGACCUUGAGGGCGGGUCCGGAUGCAGUUACGACGCCGUUUGCGUGUACAACUGGUACAAUGGGACGUAUCUUCUUGUUACAAGAGCGUGUGGAACCACCUUGCCGCCAACCAUCACGUUGGAGGAGGGCGUAGGUCUCGUCACUUUUACGUCCGACUCUUCCAUAACAGGAAGAGGAUUUUCUUUCCAGUGGAUGUAAACUUAAUAAUGACUUGGUGAAAAUAUAAAUUGGGAAAGCUAGUAAAUAAAUAAAUUUUUGUAACGGUUUUGG
Molecule: messenger RNA, 1663 nt
Organism: Folsomia candida
Lineage: Eukaryota; Metazoa; Arthropoda; Collembola; Entomobryomorpha; Isotomidae
Product: prostasin
Exons: 8
Coding region: 89-1591 (500 amino acids)
Biological process (GO): proteolysis
Molecular function (GO): serine-type endopeptidase activity
Source: RefSeq, a predicted model, not a curated record